Molecule: messenger RNA, 1368 nt
Organism: Colossoma macropomum (tambaqui)
Lineage: Eukaryota; Metazoa; Chordata; Actinopteri; Characiformes; Serrasalmidae
Product: gastricsin-like
Exons: 9
Coding region: 78-1205 (375 amino acids)
Biological process (GO): proteolysis
Molecular function (GO): aspartic-type endopeptidase activity
Source: RefSeq, a predicted model, not a curated record
GAUAAGAGUUGGUUAUAAAUGAUUCUGCUUCAGAUGGUUUGAGUUUGUGUGUGAGGACAGAGGUGUGUGGAGGCAUCAUGAGGUGUGUGAUACUUGGUCUGCUCUGUCUGGCUCUCACUGAGGGACUCGUCAGAGUUCCUCUGGUGAAAAAGAAGACCAUAAUAGAGGAGAGGGGGCUCCUCAAGGAAAUCCUGAAACACUCACAGUAUAGUUCAGAGCAAGGUUACACGGAGGACCUCACCAACCAGGACGAUAUGGGCUAUUACGGGAAGAUCGGUAUAGGAACACCUCCGCAAUACUUUUAUGUCCAUUUUGACACUGGCUCCAGCACUCUUUGGGUCAACUCCAUCUACUGCAAGAGCAGUGCCUGCACCUAUCAUCCUCUCUUCGACCCAAGCAAGUCCUCCACAUACCACAGCAAUAACCAACCAUUUUCAAUCAAGUAUGGAACGGGCAGCGUUGCUGGUAUCAUUGGCUAUGACACCGUCACAAUGGGUGAACUGAAUGUCACAAACCAGAAGAUUGGACUAAGCACAUCAGAGCCAGGUAAUCACUUUGCAAGGCCUCUGCAUGAUGGACUCAUGGGCCUAGCCUUCAAACCCGACCAGGGAACCAUUGUGGACACCAUGAUCCAAGAAGGUGUUAUUGAGGAGCCAGUCUUUGCUUUCUACCUGAGCAGUGACUCUGAGAAUGGCAGUGAGGUUGUGUUCGGUGGAACUGAUCCCUCUCAAUACCAGGGCCAAAUCAACUGGGUUCCUGUACAGCAGGACAGCCACUGGCAACUAGUCUUUGAUGGAUUUGAGGUGAAUCAUCAGGCCACAGGCUGGUGUGAGUCUGGCUGUACUGCCAUAACAGACACAGGCACGUCUCUUCUGUUGUGCCCUCCGCAGUAUGUGGACACUCUCCAUCAAAUGCUGGGAGCCCAACAGGACCAGAAUGGCGAUUACGUGUUUGACUGCAGUGAAGUGAGCAGCCUUCCCCCACUUACAUUCGUCAUGAACGGAGCUCACCUACACCUGCCGGGUUCUGCAUAUGUGCUUCAGGAUGAAGAUUCCAGUGGUUACUGCAGGAGUGGCAUUAGCCAAUCCCAUGAAGAGUACAGAAAUGGUCUUCCCUACUGGAUCCUUGGUGAUGUGUUCCUCAGACAGUUCUACUCUGUGUUUGACCAAGGCAAUGCUAGAGUGGGAUUCGCUACCCUGGCAUAAUGUUACACAUUUAACUACAAGGUUGUACUUGCAAGUCCAUUAAUGGCAACAAAGCAAAAUGAAGUAUAUUGUCUUAUAACUGCUGGUUUAAAAUUCUUGGCCCUUACACUGUAUUUUGUCAGAGUGGCUUUUAGUCAGAAAUAAAUAAAAUAAUACAAUGAUA